Molecule: messenger RNA, 1039 nt
Organism: Lactuca virosa
Lineage: Eukaryota; Viridiplantae; Streptophyta; Magnoliopsida; Asterales; Asteraceae
Source: the annotation of a GenBank genome assembly
CCCUCUCAAUUCUCUCUCCUUUGCUCCUCGUUCUCUUAAAAACCACUGCCUCGAAAUCAUCUUCUUCCUCUGGUAUGAAUAAAUUAUCAUAUGAUUAACAUUUUUUCAUUGUUUUCAGAAGAAGACAAUAAGGAAGAUUGUGUGUAAUCAAUCACCCACCGGUGCUCGAUUCCACCUCCACCUUCCCGUUGCAUGUUACUUCCCUCUCCUUCAUAACGAUUAUGGGUCAUCUGAUUCUACAAAACCUAGGUGGGGAUGUUUACGGUUUUAACAAUGGCCUCAAAUUGUAACGUCACAAAACAUAAGUGCCUGAUUGUUUGGACCUUUUGUUUAAUCAUAAGGUUUUGUUUCUUGCAAUUUUUCAUAUUGACUUCUACUCCACCUUCAUAACCGGUACCAAACUGUAGAUGUUGAUUUCCAUCAUUUCAGUCUCAGGUAGUGUCAUGAGUUUGUAUAAGUUCCCGGAACAUAUUGGAAAGAUGAUGAGAAGUUGGCUUAUCUAUCGAUUAAAUGCUACAAACUCAACUGGUUUGCAAGCCGCUACUAGAAGUUUUCAUCCAAGUUUUACGACGUUUGUUCAAACUGGAGUUCCUGAUAAUGAAAAAAAUAACCCUGAUACUCAUCCAAGUAGUGAUGACAACAAUACCCUUGAAAGAUUUCAAAUAAAAGGAACAUCUGGAAAGUGAAUUGGCUUCUGCAAUAGAAGAAUUUGCUAACUUUUUGAGCAUUUAAAGGUUGAUUUCCGAGUAAAUUACAAAUUUAUUCACAUCCGAUGCUCUAAAUCACAGGUUUAGUCCACCGUAGGCACGGAACAAAGGAUGGUGCAUUGAAGGAAGAUAAAAAGAUCAAGAAGGUUGGACUGCUUAACUGGACACUGAUAAUUCUUGUUUAUUGGUAUUGACUAGAAACACGAUACUUUGAUCAUCGGUUGUAAUGAUCAAUUAAGUGGAGCAAAGUCAACAUUCAAAAAUGUUGUAUCUUUUUUUUCUUAUUAUGAUGUACUUUGAAAAUUUACUCAAUUGUAGCAUCUUACGUCCAU